UAAUCGGCCUGGACGAGUGAAUUUCGCUUCAUUUUCGCUUUUCCAAGGUUUGUGUGGGGCACACGAAUGUUGUGGAUUUUUGGCUUUUGUACAUUUUGCGUUUACCAUCGAGUCCCGCCCCCUUGUUAUGCGCAAACGUCAAAUAUCGGUACAUCAAGUCAUCAAGAAGGUCCACGGUUGCCAGGGUGAUCGUGGAGUUAAUUGUAUGUUGUGGCUAUUUGGCCGAAAAAGCAAUCGCAAAAGCAGCUUUUCCCUCCAAAAUUGGCCAGAACCGGCGCUCGGAAGGUGCCCGAUGUGCGUGGGGUUGAAUGUGCGAAUUGCGCCAAUUCCUUCCGGAAAUCAAAUUAUUGGAAGAGAGUGAUUAUGGUAACGUGUUAUGGCAACAUAGGCUACGGGACAGUGGCGCGUGCGCAAUCGGGAGUAUUUUAGUGAGAAUUUUGAGUGCGGCGUCGAAAGAAUUUAAUGUGUGUAUUGUUGCGUUUUCGAUGUGCGUGUUUGUUGGCAAGUUGUAGAUAUUUCCAAGUGAUGUUAAUUGGGGAAAAGUAAUCUGGCUGCGGUGAAGUUGAACCGGCCGGAUUACCAUGAACUGGAUCUCUCGUCAUAUAGAACCAGCGUGUUCGCUCAAAUAGUUAAUUUUUAAGUAAUAAUAUAUUUAAUUGUAUGUAGGUUAAAUUCAGCUCUGUGUUCCUUUGUAUUUUAAAAAUGUACGCGAAAGGAAAGGGAUCAACAGUGCCGUCCGAUGCACAAGCACGAGAAAAGUUGGCAUUAUACGUAUAUGAAUAUUUACUUCACGUUGGUGCACAAAAGGCCGCACAAACAUUUCUUUCAGAGAUUCGGUGGGAGAAGAAUAUAACGUUAGGAGAGCCCCCUGGAUUUUUGCACUCUUGGUGGUGUGUAUUUUGGGAUUUAUAUUGCGCCGCUCCAGAAAGGAGGGAUACCUGCGAGCAUUCAUCAGAAGCUAAAGCUUUUCAUGAUUAUGGCUUUGUAAAUUCUGGGUAUGGAGUUAAUGGCAUUGCACAUAACACUGGCCCAGCACCAAGUCCGUUGGGACAAAUGCCUCCAGCUGACGGAAUGCCUGGAGGUCCCAUACCGCCAGGAUUUUUUCCAAAUUCAACGAUGAGGCCGUCACCACCCACACACCCUUCAAGCCAACCCUCUCCCCAUUCACAGCCGCCUCCACCUCACACACAAAUGAUGUCGGCGCAACCUUUCAUGGGUCCCCGGUAUCCGGCAGGUCCUAGACCGGGUGUAAGGAUGCCCCAAAUCGCGAGCGAUUUUAACGGACCCCCCGGACAGCCAAUGAUGCCCAAUAAUAUGGAUCCGACGAGACAAGGUGAAGGCGGAGAAUUUGUAGGUUGGCAAGGCCCCCCGGGAAUGAACCCAAUGAAUCGAAUGAACCCUCCCAGAGGACCUUCAAUGGGGCCGCUAGGCCCCGGGACCUACGGUCCCAGUUUACGGGGCCCACCACCUAAUAGCAGUCUAGGACCUGGUGGCCCCAUGCCCCCCAUGUCCAUGACGGGCCCCGGCGGACGGCCGCAGUGGCAGCCCAACACGUCUACACCAAUGAACUAUUCUUCCUCGUCGCCUGGCAACUACGGGGGCCCGCCGGGGUCGGCUGGGCCGCCGGGCCCCGGAACCCCGAUAAUGCCGAGCCCGCAAGAUUCGUCGAACUCGGGCGGCGAGAACAUGUACACGUUAAUGAAGCCGGCGGUUGGCGGAAACAUGCCUGGAGAGUUCCAGAUGGGUGGUGGGCCCGAAGGAGGGCCGAUGGGUCCCAUGGGCCCGAAUUCGAUGGGUCCAGUGCUGAACGGUGACGGAAUGGACGGAAUGAAGAAUUCGCCGGCGAAUGGAGGCCCAGGAACACCGCGAGAGGACAGCGGUAGCGGAAUGGGCGACUACAACUUAGGGGGAUUUGGAGGACCGGGAGAAAACGACCAAACGGAAUCGGCUGCUAUUUUGAAAAUAAAAGAGAGCAUGCAAGAGGAGGCCAAGAGGUUUGAGAAAGACUCGGACCACCCUGAGUAUUUCAUACAAUAACUCCCUCGCUGGCCUCUUUGGCUGGUGGACGCCUUUAUUCCUACCUAACCUGUACUAACCCGGGCGGUGGUCUUGUCAGCUCUUCCUGCCCUCAUCGUUGCGAGCUCGCCAAUUUUCAACUGUUUGACUACUACUAGUCAUGAAUGUUUUCUGUUUUGCAGAUUUUCCUUUGAAAGCUGAAUAUACGAUACGAAGAUAAGGACAUUGUGUGGCUGUACUUUGGUGUAAUAAAUUUUCGAGUUCCUGAUACCUACUUGUCCACCAGUCUAGGCUAGGUUGGAUGUAUUCACGGCGUUCUGUGUUUAUUCUAUACUAAGUACUACUUGCAUGUGUCUACAUUCCUCCACGGAGCAGGUUGCAGAUACUGUAGAGCAGCAAUGAUUAUUGUUUGACAUAAUACACAUUGUAGUUUUUUUUAUAAAUAUUUAUGGAAGAUAAGAUUUUCAGUCAUUACUAAUCCUCAUUCUAUAAUCUGCUCCGACCUAUAAUGUUUCUUCACCUUUUUAUGUGUACAUGCAAUAGACAAGUGCAAAAGGAGUUUGCUCCUCUAUUAAAAUAUUAUGUUUUAUCUGUAAUUUCUCAAAAAGCAACUUAAUUCGUAUGUAUGUCAUAUACAAUAAGUUCGAUUUUUAAUUUGAUUCAUUAAUUUAUAUAUUUUGUUCUUAAUAUAUUUACACAUAUAUUUAAAAGAUUAGAUUAUUUUAUGAAUGAAUGAUGCGUGAUAAAUAUUCUGAUGAACUGGAUAAAUAACAUUGUGCAAGUGAGUUCUUUAUCUAUAUUGCUUUUUUUUGUAUGGUUUAUUAAAUAUUAAAAGGUU
Messenger RNA from Tribolium castaneum (red flour beetle), 2854 nucleotides. RefSeq names its product Sequence-specific single-stranded DNA-binding protein (gene Ssdp). Gene Ontology annotation, biological process: positive regulation of transcription by RNA polymerase II. The coding region runs from base 703 to 2037 and encodes 444 amino acids. The transcript is spliced from 12 exons. Gene Ontology annotation, molecular function: protein binding; single-stranded DNA binding. The record is from RefSeq and is a predicted model, not a curated record. Gene Ontology annotation, cellular component: nucleus. NCBI's taxonomy places the organism in Eukaryota, Metazoa, Arthropoda, Insecta, Coleoptera, Tenebrionidae.